Molecule: messenger RNA, 1694 nt
Organism: Diospyros lotus (date-plum)
Lineage: Eukaryota; Viridiplantae; Streptophyta; Magnoliopsida; Ericales; Ebenaceae
Exons: 3
Coding region: 217-1521 (434 amino acids)
Biological process (GO): mRNA splicing, via spliceosome
Cellular component (GO): U2-type spliceosomal complex
Molecular function (GO): RNA binding
Source: RefSeq, a predicted model, not a curated record
AAUGGCUUCCCAUCUGCUCAGCCCUAAAGCACCGCCUCCGCCAGUCUCCUCGCCCUCGCCGUCCGGCUCUCUCUCCGGCGCUCGCCCUCUCUCCGGUUCUCUGUCACAGAAGUUAUUCGGCCGAACACCCAAGGGGGGAGUUGCCUCUGUCUUCUUGAAUUUUGUUUCAACUUUUGGGGAAAAACACUCGAGGCAGCCCUCGAGGAUCUUGUAAAAAUGUCUGUAACAGCAGGUGUCAGCGAUACUGUUAUUACUAUUAGGGAUAAACUUAGAGGUAAAAUUGGGCAAACGAAAGUUAAAAGAUAUUGGCCUGGUAAAGCUCCUGAGUGGGCAGAUGAUGCCGAUGAAGAUGGGGAUAUUAGGAUGUCUAGAGCAGUUGCCCUGGAGAAAGCUUUCCCUCGGCAGGAAGAUUCAGACAUCACGAGACGUGAUGAUCCUAGGUUGCGUCGUUUGGCUGAGAGUAGGAUAGAUAAUCGUGAAGAAAUACGAGCUGAUCAUAGGCGCAUUCGACAAGCAGAGAUUGUUUCAACGAUCGAGGAGGAAAACAAAAGACAAGAACGUUUACAUUUAGAGGAAGAGGAUGAAGAUGCCUUGGAGGAAAGGAGGAGGAGAAUUAGGGAGAAGUUGCUUCAGAGACAGCAGGAAGAAGCUGCACUUCUUCCAGAAGAAGAGGAAGAGGACGAAGUAGAGGAAGAGGAGGAAGAGGAGUCUGAAUACGAGACUGACUCGGAGGAUGAACAGACGGGUCCAGCACUGAUCAAGCCUGUUUUUGUCCCAAAAUCGGAAAGAGACACCAUAGCUGAGCGUGAGAGGCUGGAGGCAGAAGAGAGAGCCCUUGAGGAAUUAGUGAAGAAGCGUUUGGAAGAAAGAAAGACCGAGACAAAGCAAAUAGUGGUUGAGGAGGUGCGCAAGGAUGAAGUAAUUCAAAAGAACUUGGAAUUGGAGGCUAAUGCUGCUGAUGUAGACACUGAUGAUGAAGUAAAUGAAGCAGAGGAAUACGAAGCUUGGAAGGUCAGAGAGAUUGCAAGGAUAAAGAGGGAUAGGGAGGACCGAGAGGCAAUGUUGAAGGAGAAGGAGGAGAUUGAGAAGGUCAGAAACAUGACCGAGGAAGAGAGGAGGGAGUGGGAGAGGAAGAAUCCGAAACCUGCUGCUCCGUCCAAGCAGAAAUGGAGGUUCAUGCAGAAAUACUACCAUAAAGGUGCUUUCUUUCAGUCAGAUGCUGAUGACCAUGCUGGAACUGCUGGGUCGGCUGAGAUCUACAGACGCGAUUUCUCUUCUCCAACUGGUGAGGAUAAGAUGGAUAAGACCAUAUUACCCAAAGUCAUGCAGGUCAAGCACUUUGGUCGUAGUGGAAGGACGAAAUGGACCCAUCUUGUUAACGAGGACACAACUGAUUGGAACAAUCCGUGGACAUACAAUGAUCCUCUUCGGGCCAAGUACAAUGCGAAAAUGGCAGGAAUGAAUGCACCUAUAGCAAAACCCAAAGGAAGUAAGAAGCUCAAGGAUUGGGAGCCUCGGUAGAAGUUGGUAAAUUUGUUUCUUUAUGUUCGUAUUAUUGGAUUUAUUGUAUAUUUGGGUUUUUUAGCUUUUACUCCUAACAUACGGGACAUUUUCGGUUGUGGAUUUAUUGUACACGAGGGAGCUCUUGCAUGCGGAAAUCAUCUUCAGCAAAUAUACUUUAUUCAUCUCUUUCA